AUGGCAGUGGAAAGAUCACUGAACCUCCUCUUCCUCUUCUUCAUCGUGCAAGAUCUGGUCCCGAAGCCCCACGUGGGGGCCACCACCAGCGGCGACGCCCAGCAGUGCAACGCCACCCUCAACUGCUCCGUGUCCCUCCAAGGGGUCACCUACGAGUGGAUCCCGCUCCAGAAUCUCCCGAGGAACGACGGCCCCGUCCUGAGCGUGUCCUUCAACCCCGCCGUGGAGACCUACGUGUGCCGGGUCAGCAACCCCGUGUCCUCCAACAACGCCUCGCUGACCUACCGGCCGCCCUGCAGCUGGACAGAACCCCCGAGGCUGGAGCCCCCCAAAAUCCCCCCAAAACCGGGGGAGGAGCUGAAGGCAAGCGGAAGAGACCACGUCACGGAGAAUGGCGAGGGUUCCGGUUCCUUUUCCUGA
Molecule: messenger RNA, 420 nt
Organism: Ficedula albicollis (Collared flycatcher)
Lineage: Eukaryota; Metazoa; Chordata; Aves; Passeriformes; Muscicapidae
Product: CD48 antigen-like
Exons: 4
Coding region: 1-420 (139 amino acids)
Biological process (GO): T cell activation
Cellular component (GO): external side of plasma membrane
Source: RefSeq, a predicted model, not a curated record